AUGGAAAUCCUGGCUGGUUUACUAACGCCAAUUAUUCUAUUAAUUUCUGUUAUUUAUCCUAUAGUAUCAACAUUGAUUUAUAAAAGGAUGAUUGCAACAUAUAAAAAAAUUGAAUACAAUCCAAAAUUUGAUUUGGAGCUGCCACAGAAAGAAGGAUUAAUAUUCAAUGAUUCACCGCCAAAAUCUGGUGAACCGCUCGACGGAUGUUUAAAUAUAGAUGAAUUUGCGGAAGUUAUGAUAGCAUUGGCAGAAUACAGAGAUAACGAGGAAGGACCGAAAGUUAAAACACCUGUAGAAGAAAUCACUUACGUGAGCUAUGAAAUUCACGAAUCAUUGGGCUUUGAUAAUGCUGUGAUUACACGUGUUGAGCCAACUAAAUUUGAAAGUCUUCUAAUUCGUAUGAUUGAACAAGGACCAGGAUUCUUUGAUAUUGACGGAACAGAGUUAUAUGAACUCUUAUCGGAGUUAAGUGAAAUUUUACGUACAGAAAGUUCACUUCUACAAAUACCAGCUGAUGUUGUCGUAAUCGGUGAACUCCGUGGUCGAUACUCUGACCUCUUACGUUGGUUCCAAUUAUAUGGUUAUCCACCAAAACGACGAUAUCUUUUUCUUGGCGGUAUUAUUGAUCAGAAAUGUGCUGAAUCCAUUGAAACACUUGCUUUCCUUGCAGCAUAUAAAGUAACAACACCAAAUCAUAUUUACAUAAUACGUGGAGCGACAGAAUUUUUUCCUUUUGAAAUUCGAAAGCGUUUUCCUAUGAAACUAAGCAUAGUGUUAUCAGCUUUUAUCACACGAAUCUGUUCUGAAAUGCCUAUUGCUGCAACGAUUGGUAAUACAAUUUUUGCCGUACACUCCGGUAUCAGUUCGCAAAUAAAAAAUCUUGAAACAAUAAAGAAAAUUGGAAGGCCACCGUUGAAAUCGAGCUCUAAAAUUCUAUAUGAUUUAACAUUUGGAAUGCCAACUAAUACUAUCGAAAGAUUUCAAAAAAUCAAAGGUGGUCGAGGACAUCUUUUUGGUGCGAAAGCAGUCGAGGAAUUUAUAAAGCAAUUACAAAUGAAGUUAAUUAUACGUACGCAUACGCCGUACGAGAAGGGCCAUUUUAUGUUUGCAUCGAAGCAACUGCUGUCGAUUUGGUCUAGUAACUGCAAGAACGUCAAACUUGCAACCAGUUUAUAUAUUGAUCCUCAGUUGCACGUCAAUGUACAUUGCAUGACACCUGUAAUUGUAAAAACUAUUACUGGUGAGCAGUUAACAGAAACACAAUCAGAAGUGGAAAUUGUCGAAGUAGAAGAGAAGAGCAAACAUGACAAAAUUCAAGAUAUCAAAAGAGAUUGA
Messenger RNA from Cercopithifilaria johnstoni, 1335 nucleotides. Lineage: Eukaryota; Metazoa; Nematoda; Chromadorea; Rhabditida; Onchocercidae. The record is from the annotation of a GenBank genome assembly.